UUGACGCUUGCUGCUGUUGAAGUAAUGAUGAUCGCUGAUAAACCACUUGUUCAAUACUUUUGUAGUCAAUAGAAAACAAAUACGCGAACGAAGUGCAACAGAUCACUACAUUGGUACUGCAGUUGAAUUCACCAGCUAAUAUCCAGUGCAAUCGAUACGUGCGGUAGUUGACUGUAUUUAGAGAAAUUAUUAUAUAUUUAGAAGGAGGUUCUUUAAAUAAUCUAAAUUGUUUAAACACCAUAAAAGUUCUUUAAUUGCUUAUUUUUAAAAUUCUGCUGUAUUAUUUGUUUUGAUAAAAGUGUUUAAUCGCGACUAAGCAAACAUUAAAAAAUAUUCGCCAAGAUAACAUAAUACCACACAAACGAUAAUUGUCACAGAGGCAAAUGAGUUCAAGAGCACCAACUACUAUCACACGCGACUAAUAUAACCGAAAACCUACCGAAAAUAGAGGAAAUUUGUUGGUUGGACAAAUUGAAUAUUAAAGUCAAUACUUGGGAUCAAUUCUGCCAGUUCGUUGGCGAGGUCAUCGGCACUGCAAUGUUGGUAUUUCUGGGUUGUACGGGCUGUGUACAGAACGACCACUUUGUGAACAGUCCCUUACAAUCGUCGUUAAAUGUCGGUUUGGUUGUUAUGAUGAUCGUGCAUUGCUUCGGUUGCGUUUGUGGCGCACACUUAAAUCCCGCGAUCACUUUGGCCGUUUACAUAUACGAUAUGAUUUCACUAACAAUGGCGGGCGUCUUCUUUUUGGGACAACUGCUGGGCGCUUUUGCCGGCUAUGCUCUUAUGAAGGCGCUAGUACCAGCUGAUGCCAUUUCAUUGGGUGGUGCCGCUCAUGGCGUUUGUGUGCCUACACCACAUCCAGACAUAACCACAAUGCAGGGUUUUUGGAUUGAAUUUAUCGCCACUGCUAUGUUGAUUUUUACCACCUGCAGCGCAGCUGAUUCACGAAAUAUGCCAUUCCAAGACUCAUUGCCAAUUCGUUUUGGUUUAACCGUUGCUUGCCUGAGUCUGGCGGUGGGGCAAUUGUCGGGCGCCAUGUUGAACCCAGUGAAAGCUGUUGCCGCCGCAGUAUGGAAUUCUGAUUACCAGGACCACUGGAUAUACUGGGCUGCUCCAAUGCUCAGUGCUCUAGUUAGCGCCACUUUCUACAAAGUGGUUUUCAAGCGCGACUAUGUUGAAAGGGAAUUGAAUGAGAAGCCAUGAGUAGAGAAGUUGGACUAAUGUCAUUGGCUAAAGGAGACUCUCGAAAAAUUAAUAUUUGAAAGUUAUAAACCGUUAC
Anastrepha obliqua is the source of this 1279-nucleotide messenger RNA. RefSeq names its product aquaporin AQPAn.G-like. The record is from RefSeq and is a predicted model, not a curated record. Gene Ontology annotation, cellular component: plasma membrane. Gene Ontology annotation, biological process: transmembrane transport. The transcript is spliced from 3 exons. NCBI's taxonomy places the organism in Eukaryota, Metazoa, Arthropoda, Insecta, Diptera, Tephritidae. Bases 538 to 1203 code for a protein of 221 amino acids. Gene Ontology annotation, molecular function: water channel activity.